AUGAAUAUUGCACGCCCGAUUUCUUCGGAGGUGAAAAAUGUCACCUUUGGGAUUUACGAUGUUGAACAGAUUGAAAAAAUAUCUGUAAAGCAGAUCGUAAAUCCAGUUUUAUUUGACAAUUUAAACCACCCUACUAGUGGAGGUUUAUAUGAUUUGGCUUUAGGACCUUAUUUGAAAAAUUCACUUUGUGCCACGUGUCAUUUGGAUGAGCGAUAUUGCCCUGGCCAUUUUGGCCAUAUUGUCCUUCCUACUCCUGCAUAUCAUCCUUUGUUUUUCUCCCAGAUGUACAAUUUACUUCGUUCUACAUGUCUUUACUGCCAUCAUUUUAAGCUUUCUAAAGUGAAAGUUCACUUGUACGGAUGUAUGCUCAAAUUGCUAGACCAUGGUUUGCUGAACGAGUCUCAGCUUGUUGAGAAUGUUAGUCUUACUGAGGCCGCCGUGACAAAACCAAAAUCUGCUUCUGGAACUGAGGGAGGAAGUGACAGUGAGGACAGCGGUCUUGGUAACGACGACAUCGCCAAAGAUGCAUCUACUUUGAUGCGUUUGCGUGAUGAAUACGUGAACAAUGCUAUUGCUCAGGCUAAAGGCAAUGUUCACGUUGAUUCCCAUACCACUACUAUUCUUUUGCAUGAACGAAAGAAAGUGUGUGACAACUGUCAAUCGUUCUCUCCCAACUUUCGUAAAGAAGGCUUUGCCAAAAUUUUUGAGCUUCCCUUAAGCGGUAAAAAUUUACAAUACAUGGAGCAUACUGGCAAAGUUCGUUCGGAUGUCCUUCGUGACACUAGUAAGAAAGAUUCUGAGGAUGAAGGUUAUGAAGGUGAAUCCGAUUCUAAUGAUGAUGAGGGCGAAGGCAUUGAUUUGAUGGAGGAGGAUCCCAAUCCCAUGAAGAAGAAAUCAAAAGUGUCUGCCUCUCAUGGAGCGAAGUACAUGACUUCCACAGAGGUUCGCAACCAUCUUCGCCGUCUUUUUAGCAAGGAAAGCUCUGUACUUACACGCUUAUACUCUCAUAAGCGAGGCUCUCCCGCUACCUCCGAUAUGUUUUUCCUUCAAAACAUCGCAGUUCCUCCUACUCGUUUCCGCCCUGCUUCCAAGAUGGGUGACGAAGUCCACGAGAACAUUCAAAACGAGCUUUUAACCAAAAUCCUUCAAUCUUCUAUUCAAAUAGCUGCUUUGAGCAAGGAUACCAAUGUUCCUAAGAAUGCUGAAGGUAAGGAAGCCUAUGAGCGUGGUUCUCGAGCUUUUGAACUUUUGAUUGCUGCUUUUGUCCAACUUCAACAUGACGUUAACAGUCUUAUUGACAGCAAUCGAAAUCCUACUCAAAUGGGUCAGUCCAGAGUGGUUCCUCCUGGAAUAAAACAAAUUCUUGAGAAGAAGGAAGGUCUGUUCCGUAAACACAUGAUGGGUAAACGUGUCAACUAUGCUGCCAGAUCUGUCAUUUCCCCUGACCCUAACAUUGAGACUAACGAAAUUGGAGUUCCGCCAGUCUUUGCCACUAAACUUACUUAUCCUGAGCCUGUGACUCUUUUCAAUUUCAAUGAAAUGAGAAAUGCCGUGAUUAAUGGUCCUCAUAAAUGGCCAGGCGCCACUCAUAUUCAAAAUGAGGAUGGUACUCUUAUUUCUUUAAUGCCUCUUACUACCGAGCAACGUACUGCACUUGCUAAUCAACUUUUGACCCCUCAAAGCAACUUAAUUUCUUCCCCUUACUCUUAUUCCCGUCUUGUUAACACCAAUAAAAAAGUAUAUCGUCAUGUUCGUAAUGGCGAUAUGUUGAUUCUUAACCGUCAACCCACUCUUCAUAAGCCUUCUAUGAUGGCUCAUAAAGCCCGCAUCCUUCCAGGGGAAAAGACCAUCAGAAUGCAUUAUGCAAAUUGUAAUUCUUAUAACGCGGAUUUCGAUGGUGAUGAGAUGAAUAUGCACUUUCCUCAAAGUGCUAAUGCCCGUGCGGAGGCCCAGUUUAUUGCAAACACUGAUUCCCAAUAUUUGGUUCCUACUUCAGGUGAUCCUCUUCGUGGUUUAAUUCAAGAUCACGUUGUUAUGGGUGUUUGGCUCACUUGUAAAGACACAUUCUACACUCGUGAUGAGUAUCAACAGUUACUUUACCAAGCAUUAAAGCCUGAUGAAACUGGAUUAUUUGGAAAAAUUAAAACAAUUCCCCCCGCCAUUUUAACUCCUAAGAUUUUUUGGACUGGUAAGCAAGUCAUUUCUACUAUCUUAUUGAAUCUGAAGCCUUCAGAUCGUCCUGGACUGAAUCUAAGGGGUAAGGCCAAGGUUGCUGGCAAAUAUUGGUCUCCCAACUCUGAAGAAGGCUCUGUUUUGUUCGAAGAUGGUGAGCUACUAUGCGGCGUCUUAGAUAAAUCGUCCUUUGGUGCCUCUUCUUUUGGUAUUGUACAUUCUGUUCAUGAACUCUAUGGCGCUGAUAUUGCUGGUCGUUUAUUGUCUAUAUUAAGUCGCCUUUUCACAGCAUACGCUCAAAUGCGUGGUUUCACUUGUCGUAUGGAUGACUUACAACUUGGUGAAAAUGGUGAUUCCUGGCGAAGCGAACUUUUGAACGGCGGUAAGGGUUUCGGUCGUGAAGCUGCUAGUGAGUAUGUCGGAUUGCCUUCAGACGCCAAUCUCUCCGUUCUUAAUGCCAAUUUAGAAGAAGUCUACCGAGACGAUGAAAAAUUACAGGGGUUGGAUGCUGCCAUGAAGGGUAAAAUGAAUGGUCUUACAUCUUCCAUUAUCAAUAAAUGUAUUCCUGAUGGAUUACUUACGAAGUUCCCUGAGAAUCAUAUGCAGGCCAUGACGGUAUCCGGUGCUAAAGGAAGUAAUGUCAAUGUUUCUCAAAUUUCUUGUCUACUUGGUCAACAAGAAUUAGAAGGCCGUCGUGUACCGAUUAUGGUCAGUGGUAAAUCCCUUCCUUCUUUCUUGCCUUAUGAAACUUCUGCCAAGGCAGGCGGCUUUAUCGCUAGUCGAUUCUUGACUGGUAUUGCUCCCCAAGAAUACUUUUUCCAUUGUAUGGCUGGUCGUGAAGGUCUUAUUGAUACUGCUGUAAAAACUAGUCGCUCUGGUUACCUUCAAAGAUGUUUAAUGAAGCAUCUUGAAGGUCUUAAUGUCGAAUAUGAUCACACUGUUCGGGAUGCUGAUGGCUCAAUUGUUCAAUUCUUCUAUGGUGAGGAUUCUUUAGACGUUACCAAACAAAAACAUCUUACGCAAUUUGAAUUUUCUGCCAGAAACUACAAGUCAUUAAUUCAGAAGUAUAAAGUCAAGUCUGUCCUUUCUGCUGUUGACUCUGAAAAGGCUUCAUCUUAUGCUAAAAAGGCACUUAAGAAACCUCAUAAGUACGAUCCUGUUUUAGACAAAUAUCCUCCUAGCAGAUAUCUGGGUAGUGUUUCUGAAAAGUUCCAACGUGCUGUUGAUGAUUACACUCAAAAGAAUCCUGAUAAGCUGAUUGCUAGCAAAAAGGAAAGUAAACAGGAUGAAUCGUUGCUGAAUGAAGCCAAGUUUAAGGCGUUGAUGCAGUUACGCUAUCAACAAUCUCUUGUUGAUCCUGGUGAAGGUGUAGGUGUCUUGGCUAGUCAGUCCAUUGGUGAGCCUUCUACUCAAAUGACGUUGAACACUUUCCACUUUGCUGGCUUUGGUGCUAAGAACGUCACUUUGGGUAUUCCUCGUUUACGUGAAAUUAUCAUGACUGCUAGCGCUAACAUCCAAACACCUCAAAUGAUUUUGCGUUUGAAUGACAAUAUUUCUGAACAACGUGCUUCUGCUUUUUGUAAGGAGGCUAACAAGCUUGUUUUAUCAGAAGUUGCUAAACAAGUUCGAGUCGUUGAAAGAAUAUCCGGUCAAGGAUCAGAUGAACAAUCUAAAUCUUAUUCUAUUCAUUUGGACUUAUAUCCUCGUAAGGAGUACGAAGAAGAAUACGGCGCUCAACAGGAGGAGAUUGAACGUACGGUCAGCUCAACUUUCUUGCGUGUUCUUAACAGAAACAUUAAGGGUUAUUUGUCGAAAUCAAGACAGAGGAAGUCUGCUGGCGAUGAGUCAUCUCCUGAAGUUGGUGAGGCUUUAAGACCUCUUGAAGACAUUGCGGACGCUCCCGUUGAAGGUGCAGCCCAAGAAUCAUUAGAGGAUGAGGAUAAUGAUGCUACCAAUGAAAAAAUGGCUGCUCGUUCGAAACAACAUGCGUCUUAUGAUGGACCUGAUGAGGGCGAUAAAGAUGCUUUGCGAGACUUGAAGAAAUCACAGAAGAUGGACGAGGAAUUGGAUGAAGAUGAUGGCUUCAAAUCUGACGAAAGUGUUACUGAAUAUAAAGAGCGUAUACAGGCUGAGAAGUUGAAGGCUUCAUCAAUCAACGAAAAGCGCGCCUUGAACUUGCAAACAGCACAAACAGUUCUCCCCAACUGUAAGAACAUUGACUUUGAUUACCAGAACGGUGAGUGGGCCGUCGUUGAAUUGGUAUUCCCUAUAAACACCGAAAAGUUGUUGAUGGUUUCGUUGGUAGAAGCUGCUUGCGCACAAACCGUCGUCCAUGAGAUUUCUGGAAUUACACGUUGUUAUCCUAAGCCUCCCGAGUCUGCGAUGGACACUGUUCCUAAGGUCAUCACUGAAGGUGUGAAUUUGAAGGCUAUGUGGGAAUUCUUUAACGAAAUUUCGAUGAAUGAUAUUAGCACAAACGAUAUUGCUGCAAUUCUUAGAAUUUACGGUGUUGAAGCAGCUCGUAAUGCUAUUAUUAAUGAAGUUUCUGCUGUUUUUGGUGUCUACGGUAUUGGCGUCGACAGUCGCCAUCUAUCCUUGAUUGCUGACUAUAUGACCUUCGAAGGUGGUUAUAAAGCAUUCAACCGUAUGGGUAUCGAGUACAACACUUCACCUUUUGCUAAGAUGUCUUUUGAAACUACUUGUCACUUCCUCACUGAAGCAGCUUUAUCUGGUGAUGUCGAUACUUUGUCUAAUCCUUCAGCACGCCUCGUUAUGGGCCAAGUUGGUAGGUUUGGUACUGGUAGCUUUGACCUUCUGACACCACUUGUCGAUUCUGCCGCUAAUUGA
Messenger RNA from Schizosaccharomyces cryophilus OY26, 5019 nucleotides. RefSeq names its product DNA-directed RNA polymerase I complex large subunit Nuc1. Lineage: Eukaryota; Fungi; Ascomycota; Schizosaccharomycetes; Schizosaccharomycetales; Schizosaccharomycetaceae. Bases 1 to 5019 code for a protein of 1672 amino acids. Gene Ontology annotation, molecular function: DNA binding; DNA-directed RNA polymerase activity. The transcript is spliced from 2 exons. The record is from RefSeq and is a predicted model, not a curated record. Gene Ontology annotation, biological process: DNA-templated transcription. Gene Ontology annotation, cellular component: RNA polymerase I complex.